This is a messenger RNA of Haliotis rubra (blacklip abalone), 2586 nucleotides long. RefSeq names its product metabotropic glutamate receptor 4-like. Gene Ontology annotation, biological process: G protein-coupled glutamate receptor signaling pathway; regulation of synaptic transmission, glutamatergic. The coding region runs from base 1 to 2586 and encodes 861 amino acids. Gene Ontology annotation, molecular function: group II metabotropic glutamate receptor activity. NCBI's taxonomy places the organism in Eukaryota, Metazoa, Mollusca, Gastropoda, Lepetellida, Haliotidae. Gene Ontology annotation, cellular component: membrane. The transcript has 2 exons. The record is from RefSeq and is a predicted model, not a curated record.
AUGGCAAUGUUCCUGCUCUUUCUCGCCUGGAGAACAUUUUUGUGCGUUUCUUGUCACUUCUACAUUCCCGAUCUCCCCGUGAAGCGCUAUGUAAAACCAGGAGACAUCAACAUUGGGGCGAUUUUUCCCAUCUACAGUUACGACAAGGUCAAACCGUGCGGCAACCAAUUACGCUCAACCGUCAUUCUGCAAUUUAUCGAAGCUCUCGUUUUCGCCGUGGAACAAAUAAACGAUGAUAACUCCAUUCUACCUCAAGCAUCCCUCGGCUUUGUUAUCGUCGACGACUGUCUUAAAGAAACCACGACCAUUGCCCAAUCAUUGUCCUUUCUCCCUCAGCCAAACACAUGCACAUGCAACGACACCUGUUCGUCAACUAACGGAACAGCGACACCUGCUUAUGAUGUCAUCGGAGUCGUAGGUUCAAUGAAGAGCUCGAACUCGAUUGCUGCAGCGACCCUUCUCGGACCAGCUCAUGUUCCACAGAUAAGUUAUGCGUCUUCUAGCGAUGAGCUGAGUGACAAAAUACUGUAUCCAUACUUCCUGAGAGUUGUGCCUCCUGAUAGAUUCCAAGUUGAAGGAAUCGUAAGUUUGAUUCAAACAUUCGGCUGGAGUUAUGUCUCUGUGGUGUACUCAGAAGGCAGUUAUGGUGAACUUGGCUUCAAGAACUUGAAGCAGAGGAUGGAAGAGCUGGGAAUGUGUAUAGGAACGUCUCAUAAAGUUGCCGAGGGUUCAGAGCCGUCGGAGUAUGACAAGGUUGCUCUGGAACUGAAAGCCCACGGUAAGGUUGUAGUCGUUUUCUCUGGGCCGACGCAUGCCAAGCAGCUCUUCUCGGCUGUGAAGCGAGCUUCGGACCUAAAGAGGUACAUCUGGAUUGGCAGCGACGGCUGGGCGAAACGAAUCAAGAACCUGGCUGAAUUUUGGGAGGUAGCUCUCGGAGCCUUCACCUUCACGUUCUACUCCGAAGCGGUUCCUGGUUUUACAGAAUGGUUUCAGGAGAAAGAUCCCCUGUCGGAGAACGAUCCUUGGUUCAAGGAAUUCUGGGAGAGUCAGUUCGCAUGUUCUUUUGAUCCAGCUAUUGGCAAUCUCUGUGAUGGGAGUAUGAAAUUGUCACCAACCAGCUUCAAGCCUGUGUCCACAGUCACCCCGGUAAUGGACGCUGUAUUGACAUUUGCACAUGCUGCACAUGCACUGCUACAAGAGUCAUGUCCUGACCGAAAUGGAACUGACGCACGGGGCUGUAUAACGGGACCCGGUCUGCUGGACCAAAUACAGAAGCUGUCCUUCAUGGGAAACAAUGGACGUGUGUCCUUCGACGAGAGCGGGAAUCUUCUUGGCAGAUACAUGGUGGAACAGCUUGUCAGAGAGGGAGACUCGUUCAAGCAGAUACCAAUAGGAGUCUACGACUGUGAAAGGGGAAUUCUUGAUUUCCUGUUUAACAAUACCAUCACAUGGGACUACUUUUACCGAGCUGCGGACGCAGACAUCCCUGAAUCCGUCUGUAGCAAACCUUGUCUCCCUGGAGAAUUCUUCAUCCAAAAGGAACCACGAUGUUGCUGGGAGUGUAAGAAAUGCAGAGAGAAUGAAUACAUUGUGCAAAACGGUACCAAUUGUGCGCCAUGUCCUCUCUACUGGUGGCCAGACGUUUCAACAAAAUACAAAUCAUGCAUUGAAAUCAAAUCUACGUUCCUACUAUGGGGAGAACCCUUGUCAAUCAUGCUCCUAUUCUUCUCAUCUCUGGGAGUAAUAGCAACAACGAUCGUCUUCGUCCUGUACAUUCGUUUCAACUCAUCAAAGUGUAUCAAAGCAUCCAGCAGGGAGAUGAGCUAUUUGAUGUUGGUUGGGUUGUUCCUUGGCUUCGUGACUGUUGUCAUCCUGAUAUCUCCGCCAUCUUGGGCCAGCUGCCAGAUCAGUUUCUUCUGUUUCUGCAUCAGUUUCUCGUGGAUCUACAGUCCGCUUCUCACGAGGACCAGCAGGAUCUUCAGGAUCUUCGAAUCCAGUAAGAGGUCUACAAAACGACCAAAGCUAGUCAGCCCAAAGUCCCAGGUCAUCAUUGCCUCCGGGCUUAUUUUGAUUCAGGUCGCCAUAUGCAUCGCAAUCACUUUCAUAUACGCCCCCUCCCCCAAGCUAUCGAUGCCCGUGCGGACUGAAAGAUACGUGGAGCAGAGCUGCGACUUCACCCUACCUGGAUUAGCCUCGUUCCUGUCCUACAACCUCGUUCUGGUUGUCGUCUGCUGUUUCUUUGCCGUAAAGACCCGGAAACUACCGGACAAUUUCAACGAGUCUCGUUUCAUAUCCAUGUGCGUCUACACCACCCUGGUUCUGUGGUCAGCGUUCAUUCCUUCAUAUUUCACAGCGGACAGGCAGUACCUGAAGACGGUCAUGCUGUCGAUUGUUCUAAUUCUUAACAAUAUCGUCGCCCUUUGCUUUUUGUAUAUACCAAAGAUUUACGCUGCCAUGUAUCUGGAGACCAACACAGUCAUGCCCGCCGGGAGUACAAGAUUCGCCAGGUCGACAACUGUCACGAACAUCUCGGUGAACACUGAACGGAACGCCAACUUUCUCCAAGUACAACCAAUUAAUCCAUGA